AUGUAUGGUAUGCUAUGUGUAAGCAGAUCUUGGCCCUUGGAUGGUGCUGAUGAGGGAUGGAUGAUUCAACGUGGUACAGUGCAUGGGGUUUCUGAAUUUCGAUUGCCCCAAAGUAAAAGUAUUGAUGGACUCGCUGUUGAUCCACAGCCUGACUGGACUUUUGAUAGUCUUUUGAUAGAGCUCAGUCCAAUUGAAAAGAAGCUCGAUACAUCUUCGAUGUUUCCUGUGCCAUUUACCAAAUUCAGAUCGCGAGAACUUUCAAUUAUGAAGGAUAUCAGAAGAAGUCCGAGGACUUUCGCAAUCCAUAUAUCAGACUAUGAGAUUGAGGAUGUAGGAAGUGAUGGUGAUGGUGAUGGUGAUGGGGAGGCUCGUGAGCAAUUUCUGGUUUUGGGUAGACGAUUUGCUUGUGAUAAACUUUACAUAAGUGACAGCGAUGAUUCUGGAGAUGAGUCAGCUAUUGAAACCCAAUAUCAUUUGAUGGACAAAGUGGGACUAGUAGAAGGAGCAUUCUUAGAGCUAACUCAUGAGUAUCACAUUAGUAUUAUGGAGGAAAUUAGAAACCAAAUUUUAGCAUUGGAGACAGAUCUGAUGAGUGAAAACGAGAAGUUUACCUCUGCACUUGCUCGAGUUGAGAAACAUACUGAAGCAAGGCGCGACAUGGAUAGGAAACUUAAUAUGCAGUAUCAACGCAAGAUAAUGAUUUCUGCAAUGGCUGAGCUUAAAUCUUGCUCUGAUGCAUCUCACCCGACCGGUUUGGUCUUGAUUUUCCUUGUCCUCCUUGUAGCUUCACACUUCUUGAUCUUCAUACUUGCAGAUUGGGCAACAGUCCAAACUAAAACAGAUGCAACCUUCCUUUCCAUUUCAGUGCCUUCCUCCUCGUUAGGCAAGAUGGGUUCGACAAGCUUUUUAAUAGGCUUUAGCUCAAGAGUGAGUGAGGGUGUUGUUGCAUUAGAGUUUGCUGGUGCAACACUAAUGGCGGUUGGCUUCCCUCGUCUUUGCUGUCUGUGCCCAAGCUUGGUGUGCAAUGAAGCACUUGAUAAUCACUUGACUGCUAUUCAGAGGGUCCAUGAACACAGAUCCCAGAUCGAAGAAAGUAGAAUAAGAGAUGAUGCAGCUUUCGAAGAGUCAAAAAGGAAGGAAAAGGCUCUUCAGGAAGAGAAACUGCGACGAGAAAAAAUCAGAGCAGAAGCAGAGGCAAGACUUGAGGCUGAAAAGAAGAGAGCUGAAGAAGCCAAAGCAGCAGCUUUGGAAGCUGAAAGGAGAGCAGCAAAAGAAGCUGCAGAAAAGGUUGUUACUGAAAAUUUAAGAAGGGCUAGUGCUGCUCUAGUGCCUCUAAAAGAAGCUGAUGGGCUCCAAACGGGAUCUGGAUCCAAUAUAAUGCAGAAAGCAACAUCAGCAGGAAAUGUAUUCCAGGGUGCAGCACGUGCUUUAGAGUUAGAGGGAAGAAGACUACAGAUCUACAAUGAAGUAGCUGCACAAAAGAAGGCACUGGGAUUGGAUUCUAAUAAGGAUUAUCGCAGUCAUGGGAAGCAAAUAGCUAGACAGAUCAGAACAAUAAGUGGGUCAAAGGGAAAUGUUAGAGCAAAAACAGAUGAAUUAAUUAAGAUCUUCUUCAUAGAUUCACCUUGGCCUCAGACUACCAGUGUUGCAAUGUUCGCGGAGAAGGUUGUCGCACGUUGCAUGAACUCCAUCGAAAGUAUUUUUGCUUAUGGUCAUGUCAUUGCUCUUGUUAGUGCACAGGUCCCACUUACUAUGGAUCUUUUGCUCGCUGAGUUGAAUAGAGUUUGCAUCUUUACCGUUCCAAAGUACAUAAAUAACUCAGAGUCAGUAUUUGAUACAGAAGAAACUUACAAGAAAGCCAUUGGUUUUCAAGAGGAAGAUGGAAAGAUUGAAAGCAAAUAUGAUUACUUAAAGCAGAUGGUAUCAUAUAUGAAAUUAUACGGAGCUCUUGUUCAGUUCCUUAAAAACACAUGUUAUGGCGGACACAAGCUCGGGGCGUCCAAAAUUUGCAUGGUCUGGAAGAAGGUUGGGCAUGGCUUGCAAGAUUCUUGAAUGCUCUUCCUGCAAAUCUAUACACUGGAAUCGCACUGCAUGCGUUCCUCCAAAUGGCAGGGUUUGCUCUCUACAGAAGGUACAAAUCUCAAUUCAAGAAGUUACUGAACAUCAUUUCGCGUGACUUCUUAAACGCACUAAAUGAACAUGGUGGAGAAGACAAUAAGAUUAAUAAACUCAUCAUGAAUAUUCAGACUUACAUAGAAUCAAACCAGUUCCGGGAGGAACCAGAAGGAUGGCGCCUGGAGAGUUCUUUGUUAUCGAACUCGUUUGUUCUCGAACUAGAGUAUCAGGAGUAGUAUUAUCACCAGGGGAAUCGGCGUUAAUAGAAUUCAUUAUUUAAGUUGAACUGAGUUGUUUCUUGAUUCUGGUUCAUAUAUGGAGAAUGUAUAGGAUGUAUGGUUUGCUAUUAGUCCCAGAAUUACCCGGGCAGUUUUGUAAGUUCAAUCUAAUUUUUGUGCGCGCGCGCGUGUGCGUGUGUUAUUGAUGACUAGAAGUUUCGCCUCUUGGAUCUUGACAAAACUAAGCAAUCAAAAUGGCAUUGCGGGAAAGUUGGGGUUUUUCAACUUUGAGAAACAACUGUACACCUGAAGCCAAGAGAUGUCUACUUCUUUGAAGCAAAAAGUGUACACAUGCAAAUAUA
Molecule: messenger RNA, 2695 nt
Organism: Cornus florida
Lineage: Eukaryota; Viridiplantae; Streptophyta; Magnoliopsida; Cornales; Cornaceae
Product: mRNA export factor GLE1-like
Exons: 16
Coding region: 1-2052 (683 amino acids)
Biological process (GO): poly(A)+ mRNA export from nucleus; regulation of translational initiation; regulation of translational termination
Cellular component (GO): nuclear pore cytoplasmic filaments; cytoplasm; nuclear pore
Molecular function (GO): inositol hexakisphosphate binding; phospholipid binding; translation initiation factor binding
Source: RefSeq, a predicted model, not a curated record